Molecule: messenger RNA, 3698 nt
Organism: Sarcophilus harrisii (Tasmanian devil)
Lineage: Eukaryota; Metazoa; Chordata; Mammalia; Dasyuromorphia; Dasyuridae
Product: zinc finger protein 883
Exons: 6
Coding region: 1208-2920 (570 amino acids)
Biological process (GO): regulation of DNA-templated transcription
Source: RefSeq, a predicted model, not a curated record
CUUUGCCAAGAAAACGUCAAAAAGAGUCACAAAGAGUCAGAAAGGAAUGACACUGAACAACAAAAAAGCCAGAAACUUUGAAAGACAUCACAACUUUGUUGUUGUAAGAUCAAUCAGUAUACCAGAGCACUUACAGAGUGUGUGCCAUCUGUCUUUUGAGUGAAAGGUAACGUAUAGGAAAAGCGAUUCUACAUGAUGUAGAAUGAAAAACACAUUUGGGAGAUGGACAGUGAGAAUUUAUUUUGCUUGAUCAGAUGAUUUUACUUAUAAUUUUAUUUUUAUUUCUUUUUUGUUUUUCCUUUCUCCCAAUUUUGGGUAGGAAAGCAUAGUAAUUUAAGGGGAAUGGGAAGAGGAUUUCCAUUCCAUAGCCCUCUAAGAAAUUGAUGGAUUUUUCAGGAAUCUAUACAAUGCAGAUCAGAAGGCAAUGAGGACAGCUUUGAAAAUACCACUCUGAAUUUUAAAAUUACUUGUAAACAUGUUAGAACUUGGUGCAGUCUGUUUUCUUUGGUAUAUAGAAAAUGCUCAUUUUAUGUCAUGUAUGAGAAUUUCAAAAUUCAUAUAUGGAAGAUUUUUUUUCCUGUCAUUCUCAUCAAUUUUGAAGGCAGGGAAUGGAAAAAAAAGUUUUGUAUAUUGUUUUCUCCCAUAGUGUUUUGGAUCGUGUUUUCAUGUGUCAUUUUGUGAUUGUCAUUUCUUUCAGAUCCUGAUAUCCUUGUAGCACUUAACUAUUGGCAAUGACUCCAGGUCCACAUUGGAAAGUUUGGUUAUAAAUAACUUUUAUUGGUCAUUUUCCAGACUCAGCUGGUUGCCUGGUCCAUACUGGAUGCUCCAUUGACCCCUUUCUGGUCCCCAUUUUAAAUCAAGGCUGAGUCUGCUGAAACUUAAGUUGACUCAAAGGCCAGCCCCCCGCCCGGACAGCGACGGGACGGACGUGGCCCCCCCGGAUCCUUAUUCCUGCCGGGCUCAGCCUGAAGAGGACCCGGAGCCGGCCCCGGAGGGGAGCUUGAGGGCAUGGCUCCCGGAGCCCGCAGAACCCCCUGGCAGAACGUUGAUGCGGGUUGGACUUGAUAAAUUCUGAAGUCUCUUUCAGCUGUAAAGUUUGAAUUUUGAUGGUUAGGAGUCCCUGACAUUCAAGGAUGUGGCGGUGGACUUCACCCAGGAGGAAUGGAGCCUCUUGGACCAUUCUCAGAAAGAGCUCUACAAGCAAGUCAUGCUGGAAAACUCCCAGAACCUGCUCUUCCUUGGAAUCCCAGUUUUCAGAGAAGAUUUGCUCUCCCGUUCUGAGGACAAGGAUACAUCGUGGAACCUGGAUUCAAAAGGCCCAAGAAAUUCAUGUCUGGAUGCAGAGACCAAAUUUGAAGUGAAUGAGACUGCUUUAAAGCUGAGCAUUUUUGUGAAAAAGUCUCACCAGCGAAGAUUCCUGAGUGACAGUCCCUGUGACUUUAGUUUGAGAGAAAUCUGUGAUUUAGGUAUCAAGAGAAAAAAAAAUCUAAAUAAUCACUGUGAAUUUGAUAAAGACAUAAAAGGUUUCUGGCAACAUUCAGGCUUAAUUCAGUGUAAGAAAAUGACCUCAGGAAAUGAUUGUUUUCAGAGUAGUGAAGAUAGAGAAUGCUUUAGUAAAAAGGAUGAGCUUGUGCAGUGUUCUGAGAAGCCUCAUGGAAUGAAAAUGUAUCAAGGUAAUCAAUGGGAAAUGGCCUUCAGCUUGAGUUCAGACAUCAUUAAACAUCAGAAAAGUUAUAUUGGAGAAAUGCUUUAUAUAGGAAAUGAAAAUAGGAAAGCCUUCAGCCAGAACUCAAAGCUUAUUGACCAUCAAAAAAUUCACACUGCAGGGAAAUCUUAUGAAUGUAAUCUCUGUGGACAGAUUUUCACAAAUAGAUCUUGUCUUGGAAUACAUCAGAGAAUCCACAGUGGAGAGAAACCACAUAAAUGUGAUCAAUGUGGAAAGGCGUUUACACAGAACAGCAAUCUUUUGACACAUCAGAAAAUCCACAGUGGAGAGAAACCUUACGAAUGUAAUCAAUGUGGAAAGACUUUUGUACAGAAAAACAAUCUUUUGACACAUCAGAAAAUCCACACUGGAGAGAAACUUUAUGAAUGUAUUCAAUGUGGAAAGACUUUUAGAACAAAAUCCACUCUGGCUAUUCAUCAAAGGAUCCACACUGGAGAGAAACCGUAUCUAUGUAACCAAUGUGGAAAGACUUUCAGACAGACAUCCACUCUUUACCUUCAUCAGAGAACCCACAGUGGAGAGAAAACUUAUGAUUGUAAUCAAUGUGGAAAGACUUUCACAACAAGAUCCACUCUUUAUUAUCAUCAGAGAAUCCACCCUGGAGAAAAAACUUAUGCUUGUAAUCAAUGUGGAAAGACGUUCACAAAAAAGUGCACUCUUGCUGUACAUCAGAAAAUCCACACUGGAGAGAAACCUUUUGAGUGUAAUCAGUGUGGAAAGACUUUAGCAUAUAGGGCCCAUUUUGUUAACCAUCUGAGAAUUCACACUAGAGAGAAACCUUAUAAAUGUAAUCAGUGUGGAAAGACUUUCCGACAGAAUUCUGGUCUUGCUGUACAUCAGAGGAUCCACACUGGAGAGAAACCUUAUAUAUGUAAUCAGUGUGGAAAGGCUUUCACCCAAAAUUCCAAUCUUUUCAUGCAUCAGCGUAUCCACACUGGAGUGAAACCUUAUGAAUGUAAUGUGUGUGGUAAGGUUUUCACCCAGAAUGCCAAUCUUAUAAAACAUGAGAGAACCCAUAAUGGAGAGAAACCUUACGAAUGUAAUCAGUGUGGAAAGGCUUUCAGUGUGAAAUACAGUCUUCACGAACAUCAGAGAAUUCAUACUGGAGAGAAACCUUAUAAAUGUAAUCAGUGUGGAAAGACUUUCACAAAAAGGUCCACUCUUGCUAGCCAUUUAAGAAUCCACACUAGAUAAAACUUUGUGAAUGCAGUCAAUGUGGAAAGACUUUCAGACCAACGUCCACUCCUUGUAUACAUCAGAGAAUCCACAUUGAUUGGAAAAAUUUAUGAUUAUGAUCAGUGUGGAAAGUCUUUUAUCAAAAAAGUCUACUCUUCCUAGACAUCAGAGAACCCACACUAGGAAAAAAAACUUUUUGAAUGUAAUCAAUGGAUAAGUUUCCAAAAAGAACUUCAGUCUUGUUGUAUGUCAGAGAUGUCACUUUGGAGCGAAAUCUUAGAAAUUUAAUCAGUUGGCUAAAGCCUUCAAGGAGCAAACAUCCCUUAUUUUCCCAUCAGAGGAUUCUUAAUAGAAAUAUUGCUGUAAUGAAGUAGGAAGGGCAUUCACAUGGAGUACAGAACUUGUUCAACAGCAGCUCGUUCUGGGUAAAUGGGUUAUAUGGACUCACUAUAGGAAGGCCUUUAAUUAGAGAUAUCUCUUUACAUCAACAAGAUUCCUAGUGGAGUGAAGCCUUAAGAAUUAGCUCAAGGGGGAUAUGUAUUUCUCCAAUAAAUGGAGAUUACUAGACAUCAGGAUGUCCAUGUGGGGAAAAAAAAGGCUUUUAAAAUAAAUGCCUUUUGUCAUUGUCAAGGUCUUUAUGUGAAGCUCAUAUGUUUGAGAAAUCAUGCUGGAAAUAAAACUUAAGGGGUCUACGUAAUGUGGAAUGGCCCCUUGCUGCAAUAUAGUCUUUGGUAAACAUCCCAGAUUUCAUACUGUUCAAAAAGUGCUUAUAAAUACAAUAAAUGUUUCUUUGUAA